CCCUCAGGUUACCACCAAAGAACAUGAUUUUGGUCUAGGGGCUCCAGUUUCUGAAGCUGAAAAAUACCAGAAUAUUCUCCAGCUACAGCAAGAAGUGAGAAAUCAAGACAAAUUCAUCUCUACACUGAAAUUACAGGCAUUUGGAUACCUUCGUGAUAGAAAAGGCCCUUUUCUUCAUCCGUUGAUGGUUUGCUAGUGGGCUGGGAAAGGAAGCUGUGGUCCUCCACUUUAGUCAGCAAAUACUUGAUUGAUUUGGUAUCAGUAUUUAGCUUAGUCAAAUUGAAGAUCUCAAACAGACAAAUCAUGGGUUGGAAGAAUAUGUUAAGAAACUCUUGGAUAGUAAGGAGGUGGUAAGCAGUCAAGUAGAUGAUUUAACCAGCCACAAUGAGCAUCUUUGUCAAGAACUGAUUAAAACCGACCAACUAGCAGAGCAACUAGAAAAAGAAAAAAAUUUUGUGGUGGAUACCGCUGACAAGGAACUUGAAGAAGCAAAGAUUGAGCUCAUUUGCCAGCAAAAUAAUAUAAAAGUAUUGGAAGAUACAAUAAAAAGGCUUAGAUCUAAGCAGACAGAGAUUACUAUAAGAGUGAAGCUCAAAAUUUGAGAAGGAUGAUCAGAAGUAGAUCUAAAAGCCCACGACGCCCAUCUCCAUCUUCUCGGGGUACAAACUGUGAUGUAGAGCUUUUGAAGACAACUAGAGACCGUGAAGAACUCAAAUGCAUGCUGGAAAAAUAUGAGCGUCAUUUGGCAGAAAUUCAGGGUAAUGUCAAGGUUCUCACAUCUGAGAGAGACAAGACCUUUCUUCUGUAUGAGCAGGCACAGGAAGAAAUUGCCCGACUUCGACGGGAAAUGAUGAAAAGCUGUAAGUCUCCUAAAUCAACAACAGCACAUGCUAUCCUCCGGCGGGUGGAGACUGAGAGAGAUGUGGCCUUCACUGACUUGCAAAGAAUGACCACAGAACGAGACAGUCUGAGGGAGAGGCUAAAGAUUGCCCAAGAGACAGCAUUUAAUGAGAAGGCUCACUUGGAACAAAGGACAGAAGAGCUGGAGUGUACAGUUCAUAAUGUAAAGAAAAGUCACUUUUGCACUUUGGGCUAUAAACUGUCAGUGGCUCCCCACUUUCCCCUUUUUCUGUGUUCAGAAAAGUUGGUUUUCUCAGAUAGCAUUUGCAAUCCUAAGAUGUUUAAGGUGGUGUAUAUGCUGUAAAUUGUCACUUUUUCAUUAUUUAUUUUCUUCUAAAAACUGUGAGUAAAGUCUUUU
This is a messenger RNA of Cervus elaphus (red deer), 1258 nucleotides long. Its product is annotated as testis-specific gene 10 protein-like. Bases 608 to 1204 code for a protein of 198 amino acids. NCBI's taxonomy places the organism in Eukaryota, Metazoa, Chordata, Mammalia, Artiodactyla, Cervidae. The transcript has 2 exons. The record is from RefSeq and is a predicted model, not a curated record.